AGUUCAGAGAGAGGAGAGGGAGAAGGAGAGAGGGGCAGAGGAGAAGCGAGAGAGGGAGAGCAAAUAAGACAGGAAGGAGCGCCCUAGAGUCUCUGAAACAGGAAAGGGAUAACGGAUUAGGAAUUUUUCUGGCAACUGUCACUCCGGAGAGCAGCCAGAGACUCACCAUCAUCCCAACUCUGAUGUUUCCUACAAGAAGUUAGAGACUUAAGCAGUCUUGACAUCGGAGGGAAAUGGUAUGCCUGAUGCUGUGGAAAAUACCCCUGAGCUGAAGAAGUGCAACUGGAUGUUGUUAUGUGUGAAAUACCAGAAGAGCCCAGACCCCGUGGUAAUAGACACGAGAUGUGGAGAGAAUGACUAACGACAAAUCUGUGAAUUUGUUCUCUGGAGUUGCUAAUUUGCCAGCCCGAAGCAACACAUUUCACAAGGAGGAAACGUUUUGCUGCUUCUGAUUUCUCCCCAAACUGGUGCUACCAGAUGCAUGGCUUUCUAUGUGUUGGAACAAAUCAUUCCUAACUGCAGCAUACUGGGAAAGGGGAAAGGUUGAGGCAACUAACUGGCUGUCUCCAAAUAAGCGAUGAGAUGUAAUGCAUCCUCCCGUCCAUGCACGCUUCCUCUUGCAAUUCGUGCAGCAUUCCUCAGUGGGAACCUUUAAACCCUAAAAUCCAGGAAAAGAAAAUAAAUACAUUAUCAUGGACCUGAGGGAUUUUUACCUGUUGGCUGCUCUGAUUGCCUGUUUAAGGCUGGAUUCUGCAAUAGCUCAAGAACUUAUUUAUACUAUUAGAGAGGAAUUGCCUGAAAAUGUGCCCAUAGGAAACAUACCAAAGGAUCUGAACAUUUCUCACAUCAAUGCUGCCACAGGGACCAGUGCCAGCCUCGUCUACCGACUGGUUUCUAAAGCUGGGGAUGCUCCUUUGGUGAAAGUGUCCAGCAGCACUGGGGAGAUUUUCACAACCUCUAAUAGAAUAGACAGAGAAAAACUCUGUGCUGGAGCCUCUUAUGCUGAGGAGAAUGAGUGUUUCUUUGAACUUGAGGUGGUGAUCCUCCCCAAUGAUUUUUUCAGGCUGAUCAAAAUAAAAAUAAUCGUCAAGGAUACCAAUGAUAAUGCCCCCAUGUUUCCAUCUCCUGUCAUCAAUAUUUCCAUUCCAGAAAACACUUUGAUCAACAGCCGCUUUCCAAUUCCAUCAGCAACAGACCCUGACACAGGUUUCAAUGGUGUACAGCAUUAUGAAUUGUUAAACGGGCAGAGUGUUUUUGGACUGGAUAUCGUGGAAACUCCGGAGGGAGAGAAGUGGCCACAAUUGAUUGUUCAGCAAAACUUGGACAGAGAACAGAAAGAUACCUAUGUGAUGAAAAUCAAAGUAGAGGAUGGAGGCACUCCUCAGAAAUCCAGCACGGCCAUCCUGCAGGUCACAGUAAGUGAUGUAAAUGACAACAGGCCAGUGUUUAAGGAGGGUCAAGUGGAGGUCCAUAUUCCAGAGAAUGCUCCCGUAGGCACCUCUGUAAUUCAGCUCCACGCCACUGAUGCAGACAUAGGCAGUAAUGCUGAAAUCCGGUACAUUUUUGGCGCCCAGGUCGCCCCGGCUACCAAAAGACUCUUUGCUUUAAAUAACACUACUGGGCUGAUUACAGUUCAGAGGUCCUUAGAUCGAGAGGAGACAGCCAUUCACAAAGUGACAGUGCUGGCUAGUGAUGGCAGCUCCACUCCAGCUCGGGCAACCGUUACCAUCAAUGUGACUGAUGUAAAUGACAACCCUCCUAACAUAGACCUCAGGUACAUUAUAAGUCCCAUCAAUGGCACAGUGUAUUUAUCAGAGAAAGAUCCUGUCAAUACCAAGAUUGCCCUAAUUACAGUUUCAGAUAAGGACACGGAUGUGAAUGGCAAAGUGAUCUGUUUCAUUGAAAGAGAGGUCCCAUUUCAUUUGAAGGCAGUCUAUGACAACCAGUAUUUGUUAGAGACCUCCUCUUUGUUGGACUAUGAGGGCACCAAAGAGUUCAGCUUUAAAAUCAUUGCCUCUGAUUCUGGGAAGCCCAGUUUAAAUCAGACUGCCCUGGUAAGGGUUAAGCUUGAGGACGAAAAUGACAACCCACCAAUUUUCAACCAGCCUGUAAUUGAGCUGUCAGUUUCUGAAAACAACCGACGUGGGUUAUACUUAACAACUAUUAGUGCCACAGAUGAAGACAGUGGGAAAAAUGCAGAUAUUGUUUAUCAGCUUGGACCGAAUGCCUCCUUCUUUGAUCUGGACCGAAAGACAGGCGUUUUGACAGCCUCCAGAGUCUUUGACAGAGAGGAACAAGAACGAUUCAUUUUUACAGUAACUGCCCGGGACAAUGGGACCCCUCCCCUCCAAAGCCAAGCGGCUGUGAUAGUUACUGUCCUAGAUGAGAAUGACAAUAGCCCCAAGUUCACUCAUAAUCACUUUCAAUUUUUUGUGUCUGAGAAUCUGCCAAAGUAUAGCACCGUGGGGGUCAUCACAGUGACAGAUGCAGAUGCUGGUGAGAAUAAAGCUGUGACUCUGUCCAUUCUCAAUGACAAUGAUAAUUUUGUGUUGGAUCCCUAUUCCGGAGUCAUAAAGUCAAAUGUCUCAUUUGAUCGAGAGCAGCAGAGUUCCUACACUUUUGAUGUCAAAGCCACUGAUGGGGGGCAACCGCCCCGUUCCUCCACUGCGAAAGUAACUAUCAAUGUCAUGGACGUCAAUGACAAUAGCCCAGUGGUCAUUUCUCCACCGUCUAACACUUCCUUUAAGCUGGUGCCUCUCUCAGCCAUUCCUGGCUCUGUGGUAGCAGAGGUUUUUGCAGUGGACAUUGACACCGGGAUGAACGCUGAACUGAAGUACACAAUUGUGAGUGGGAACAACAAAGGCCUGUUUCGGAUUGACCCAGUCACAGGUAACAUUACCCUGGAAGAAAAACCGGCACCGACUGAUGUGGGCUUGCACCGUUUGGUGGUCAACAUCAGUGACCUGGGGUACCCUAAGUCUCUGCACACACUUGUGCUGGUUUUUCUUUACGUUAAUGACACUGCUGGAAAUGCCUCCUACAUCUAUGACUUGAUUCGCAGGACUAUGGAGACCCCAUUGGACAGGAACAUAGGGGACAGUAGCCAGCCCUAUCAAAAUGAGGACUAUCUCACCAUCAUGAUCGCCAUCGUCGCAGGGGCCAUGGUGGUCAUAGUCGUGAUCUUCAUCACCGUCCUGGUGCGCUGUCGCCAUGCAUCCAGGUUCAAAGCCGCUCAGAGGAGCAAGCAAGGGGCUGAAUGGAUGUCCCCAAACCAGGAGAACAAACAGAAUAAGAAGAAGAAAAGGAAGAAAAGAAAGUCUCCCAAGAGCUCUCUUUUGAACUUUGUGACAAUUGAAGAGUCCAAACCUGAUGACGCAGUUCACGAACCUAUCAAUGGGACCAUAAGCCUGCCUGCCGAGCUAGAGGAGCAAAGUAUAGGAAGAUUUGACUGGGGUCCCGCUCCUCCGACCACCUUCAAGCCUAACAGCCCUGACCUGGCCAAGCACUACAAAUCUGCCUCUCCACAGCCUGCUUUUCAUCUGAAACCAGACACUCCAGUUUCCGUGAAAAAGCAUCACGUGAUUCAGGAACUCCCUUUGGACAACACCUUUGUCGGGGGUUGUGACACCCUUUCCAAACGCUCUUCCACUAGUUCCGAUCACUUCAGUGCCUCAGAGUGCAGUUCCCAAGGAGGCUUCAAGACAAAGGGCCCCUUACACACCAGACAGCCCCUGUUCCUGAAUGGGUCAGAAGCACCAACCACCAUCCAUCUUUGCAAAAACUUGCCAGCUAAGAUCAGCAUGGGCCUUCCCCCAACCUAUCUGUAAUGCACUGAGAGAACACGUCUUCAUGUCUAUUUAGGAACAUGUGUACAAUAAGUUAUUUUAUUAUUGUUUAUAACAUUUUAGCCCUAGAGUAGAUUUUCUAGUAUUUUUAACUUUAGCCACAAAAAAACUAUUCAUCAAUUUGUACAGUUCUAUAAAUACGAGUAUACCAUAUUUUAUUACUGGCUUCUUAAUGCCCCUUGCCUAAAACUCUAACAAUAGGUGAUAAACACUUUUCGGACUGUCAAGAUCUCCCUUAAAUCUGAGAAAUCCAGAGAACCAUUUCAUCCAAAUAAAAUUUGUUUAUCAUGGAUUAUUAUAAUGGAUGCAUUUGAUAAAAAUUCUAGGUGGGAAAGUUGCAGUUUUAAUUUGAGGGGAAUUUGAAGGUUAGAAUGAGGUAGCUUUUCUUACUCCACUUGACAAAAGAAAUUGAUGCUUGGGACAGCAUGCUAACCUUUCCGUCCGCUGUGUGUAAUGCACGUGGAUCACUGAAUCACUCAUGAAUGCUGUUCUUAUUUAGAACAUAAAUUCUGCCAUAUGCCUACUGAAUAAAAAAUGAUCUGCACUUUCAAAUAGCAUUUCUUAUAUGAGACAAGCAGACUGACAUAAUUCUGAAAGCCUAUAGUUUAGAAGCUUGCAUCGCUUACAUUUUGAUUGCGUGGACUCAGGUAUUAUUUAAAGCUUAGUUUGAUUUUGGUGCAGCAGCAUUUUCUUGAUGACCCUUAACUAAUAAGCUUUAAUAGGCAGAAAAAUUUCAAUUAUUCUAAUUAAAGAGCAGUAUUGAACGUGUUGACCAAAUGUAGCUAUGUUUGUUAAUCAGACAACAAUGAUUUAGUAAGAGCACAGUUUUACAUCAACCAUUGAUAUAAGAAAGCUAAGGUCAUCUGUUAAUUUGCCAAUGGACUAGAGUGGCAGGACUUCCGUAGUUUAAAUGACUAAGGUAAGAUAUUAGAAAAGUGUAACUUGGGUAUGAACCCAAAAUCAUACAGGCAAGCUGACUUUUAACUCCAUAACCUGUGCAAGGAUAGAAUCAUUUUGUCUAUAUGUUUGUUUAAAGAGUCAUUUUUAGAGAAUACAUUUUUUAAUGAUAUUUUUUGUUGGACAUCAUAUUUAAUGAGACCAAAUAUAAAAGCAAACAAUUUUAGUAAUCUUUUUUUUUAAAUCAGAUUCAGGUAGAAGACUGCCAAGCUGUUUUGGCUCCCCAAUAGGUGAGCCCUCUUGUGAUAGAGCUCCCAGUUGGGGGUUGAGAACUAAAGCCCUAGCAUGCAAAUGUUAGUGAUCUAACACAAUGUGCUGAUUUAGCUUUCUAGGUGGCUUAAAAUAUAGCUGGAAUUCUCCUUUAUCUGGGGACUAAACAGACAAGGCUCUAUGAAACACUAAAUUAAUUUGCAUCGACAUUCCGGGUGUUGGUGAUAAUUUGUAGUGACAUUAUGCCUAUUGGUUAUGAUUGUGACAGGCAGGCUGUACCCAAAUGGACAUUAUAAGAGCCCACUGGAAUAGCCUUAGCAUUGGACACUUCUGCCUUGAGGGGAGUAGAAGCUUUCCAGCAGGCACUUAUUUUUUCCCUGCACAAUUAUGGAUUAACGCACAUCAAUUCUAGGCAGUUGAGGAAUGACAUGAGAGGAUUAUUGGAACCGGACAACAUUACUAGUGGAGUGGAAAUUCUGUAAUGGUUUUUCUGCAACGAUGUGGUUUAAAAGGCAGGACACUAAUCCCUAACCUUCACACAUUCAGAAUUUCAAGAAAGUCGAUAAAAAGGGACGUGGAAGACACACAUGUAAUUAAGCUGGUAUACUUUUCUUGUCAAAUAAUUUUUCAAAAAUAUCAAGAAUUGGCUCAAUGGAAUACCCCAAUAUUGUGUGCAGUGUAUGAUUUUGUCCUUUUAAUUACAACCAUUUUUAUCUCUUAAAAAUAUCCACAGAAAAGGUAUGCUUUGUCUGUGACCACAAUAAGAAAAUAAGAUGCAAUGUAUAUACACAAAAAAUCUAAUAUACAAUCAUUUACAUAUUGCUGUGUAAAAUGUCUCUGAAGUGAAACAUUUAUUCCAUACGUUACCAAAAGUUUUAAUAACAAUAUUGUAACUGCAAAAUAUUGAAGGCUCCCCAAACUCCAGCUUUUCCUUCCAUACUUACAGAGCUCAUCUAUUAUAGCAGUGGAAUUAUGGCAAUAUUUUCUGACACCAAGUUAUCUGAGAACUUUUUAACUGGCUUUAUUGUAAAUUGUUUCAAUAGUGGCACUUUAAUAAAAUUACUCUCUUUAGACUUUAAUUUCACAAACUCUUGGACGUAUUUUUACAUAGAUUUCUGAUGGGGGUGCUGAUCUUUAGAUUUUUGACAAUGUGGUUUUUUUAGCUGUUUAUUCAGCAGAAAAUGAAUUCUUUUCCUCAAUUGCAUGUAUUCUAUUUCUUAACCACAACAUGUAUUUGAAUGCUGUGCAGGGAUUGCAAAAGCAAAUUACAGCAAUUUGGAAAUGACUUACUCAAUAUCACUUUUACAGAUGCACUCACUGAGGCAAUGGGUUCUAGUUAUUCACAGUUUUUUUAAUGCUUAUUUUCUCCUUCUCCUUCUCCUCCGCCUCCCCCUCCCUUCCCUCCUCCCCCUCUUUAUCUUCUCCUUCUGCUUCUAAGAAUCGUAAUGUUAAAGCCAAAAGGAUCAGGAAUAUGUCAAAUUUAAGGUGAUUAUUUGAAAAAGAGAAAUUACGAACACAUUAAUCAUACUGUAUUUGAGGUGAUUGUGCAUGAGUCUUUGAUACACAGAGUGGCAUUAAAAUAGAAUUAUAAAGUCUAUUAACCAUAACAAUGGAGUUCUAGAUGUAGAUAAAAUGAGGCGAUUGUCUUUAAACUUUCAAUAAAUUUGUUACCCAAUUUAGGGGUAUUCGUAGACUAUGAGACAUUGUUUUUUUCAUUUAACUUCAAAAUACUAAGAAUGAAUUAGUUUAAAAAAUAUUUGAAGUCUAUUAUUUAGUUUCUAACACUCUGAGAGAGUAUUCAAGAGACUGAAAAUUUUUAACUUAGUGUGAAUGUAUACAUACAUACUUUAUAGUUAAACCAAUCAUUCCUUUGUUACCAUCAAGGCCUUAAAGCAUGGGAGCUGAGAAGACAUAGCAAUUUGUUUAAUUAACCCCUGUUCAUUUUACAGGGAAGAAAUAAGAUUACUCUUGAACAAUCAUGUUACUUGAAUUAUAUUUCAUCUUUUAUUACCCUGAAAACACACACACACACACACACACACACACACACACACACAAACACCUUGACACAUAUAUGGACAGCUGAGAUACUCCACUCAUAAGUGAGUGCAUUUCUUCCUAAAUAAACCUAAUGUUAAUAGCUCUGAUGACAUUUCUCUCUGAUGAAAAAAAAAAAAAAAGAAAAGGUGCUAUAGUUACGAAGGUAAAGCUAUGCUUCACAGGCUAUUGCCUGUGGUAAAAGUACAUUGAGACUGCAUUUGUGUGUGUUCUCUACAUAGCCUUCCUGAUAUCAACUCACUUCUUGCAGACAAUGUAUAUGCUUCCAUUCUGACCAGUAAAAGGCAACUUGCUGAGUUAUAGAGAUUGACUGGGUGCUUGACAUGUGGUGCUGUUCCAUUAAAACAGUGGGCAAUUGGUACUGGGUUAGUUUAAGAUAAUUUAACUUGUGUUGCUUGUUUUAGAUAUGCGUUCAGAUAUGUUGAUGUCCUAAUAUUCUAAAAAUAUAAAUGUGCAACAUCAGUUCACAUACAACAGGUUUCCUUACGUUACUUUUAUAGCACCCAUGUCAAAAAAGACUGAUAAUGUGUUCCUAGUCAUUCUAUAAUUCUGUUCUGAUAUUGCCAGGCCGCUUCUGUAGACAUAGUCAGAUAACACAUUAUUCGUUGUUUAAUUGCAAAAUGCUUCUUUUCAAUCAUUGUUGCUUAAGAAAUUUUUAGAAAACGAUCAUUGAAGGGUCCCUUUCCCCACUCCACCACUCUAUGAUAUAUGGAGAUGUUUGAUUCCUUUUCUGUUCUUUCUUUUAUUAUUAAAAAAUUACACAAAAUAAAACAUUUAUUUUCAGCUAAAAAAUGACAACGACCCUGGUAGUUUAUACUCAGUUUUACUUCUGUAAAGUAGCCACAUUUAUAUAUACUCCAAAUUACCAUGUGUAACUAUAUGCUAAAAAUGAUGAAAUGUGGCUUAAAAUAAUCUUCCUUAUUGUGAUACAGUGUAUAAAUAAUUAUAAAUGUACACACUUGACAUAACAUGUUCCUAUAAUACCAUUAUUCUGUAGGUAACAUUCACAAUACAGUAUAUUCUAUUACUAAUUUAUGCAAUAAAUUCUUGAGAUCUAUCGUAAGGUACUACACAAAGUAUUAUUAUUAAAGGAUUAUUGGGGAAAAGUUCCCAAUUGAAAACUGAUCAAUAAAGGUAUUAUUUAAAAUUAGUGUAUUGCAGAGUAGAUAAGAAGUUCAAUAUAGCAAUAGCUCUCUGUUUUGAUUUUAAAUUAAGUUUUUAUACAUGCAAAAAUAAUUGGACGAAGAAUUAGGUGAUAUGCUUCAGAAGAUUUAAAAUAGCCAAAAUAAUGUUGCAGUGUGUUAUACUGGUGAUUUAUCAAUAAAAAUUAUUACUGUUAAUAAUUGGUAGAACAUUUUACAUUUCCUCCCUGUGCUAGUGAUUUCAGUUGAAUGGUAAUUUAGCAACAUGUGUAGGGAUGCAUCUUAAUAUCUAUCUUUGCUGAAAAGUGUUAAAAACACAAUUAAAACUUGUCCUCAUUAAACUGGACUUUUGUACACUAUAAUUUGAAUUAAGUAAUGACUAUAUAAAGUAUUUUAAAAAGUUGUAUAUCAAAAUGUAUAACGUUCCAUUUUUGGCUAUAUUUUGUAAAACAUUUUUGGUGUAAUCAGUAUAACUCUCACAUAUGUCAAAUCAAGUAUUCUAUUUAUUUAAGCAGAUAUAUACCUAAUGUAUUUGGAAGCUUAUUGCACUCAUAUAAUUGUAUAUAUUGUGACUUCGAAAGUCUGUACUUAUCCUUGCUUUAAACAAGUAGUAUGUGCAUUUCUUUCUGAUUUAUUUUAAGUAAUUAUAUUAAGGACAACAUCCUCUACUAAAUGUACCUUAAAAUUCACAAUAAAGUUUCAG
Molecule: messenger RNA, 8915 nt
Organism: Hipposideros armiger (great roundleaf bat)
Lineage: Eukaryota; Metazoa; Chordata; Mammalia; Chiroptera; Hipposideridae
Gene: PCDH9
Product: protocadherin 9
Exons: 3
Coding region: 693-3827 (1044 amino acids)
Biological process (GO): homophilic cell-cell adhesion
Cellular component (GO): plasma membrane
Molecular function (GO): calcium ion binding
Source: RefSeq, a predicted model, not a curated record